This is a messenger RNA of Helianthus annuus (common sunflower), 2093 nucleotides long. Its product is annotated as FBD-associated F-box protein At5g60610. The record is from RefSeq and is a predicted model, not a curated record. Lineage: Eukaryota; Viridiplantae; Streptophyta; Magnoliopsida; Asterales; Asteraceae. The transcript is spliced from 4 exons. Gene Ontology annotation, molecular function: protein binding. The coding region runs from base 337 to 1842 and encodes 501 amino acids.
UUACUGAACGAAAAAGAAAAGUGGCGCCAUACGCAUUGUGACCUAGCCUCAAUCGUCUCCUCCACUCCUGCCAAUCGCCUCCGCUGCCGCCGUCGCACCGUCGUAUCGCUGCUCCAUCUGACCACUGAUCAUUAAAAAAAAGACAUCGUACACCCAAUCGCUCGUUUUCAGCCUGGAACACUUGCUACGGAGGAGAGGGACUUUUGGAGUCAAUGGAGAAUGUAACAAGAUGACAAACACAGACAAAGAAGAAUGCUAAAAGUGUGGAUGAAUCUAUAGAAAAGGAUCUAGCAUAUAUAUGAAUGCGUGUUUGAAUCAAGGUAGAGUGGGGAAAGAAUGGAUUCUAGCCAUGGUAAAAAGAGAAUGAAUGUAGAGGACGACGAUAGACUAAGCAGCUUGCAAGAUGAGCUUAUCCAUAAAAUUCUUUCUUUUAUUGGUAUCAAACAUGCUAUUCAAACGAGUGUUUUGUCAUCGAGAUGGAGGUUUAUUUGGACUUCAAUGCCUUAUCUCAAUUUCUCAUGGGACGAUUUCUGUAAGUUACCCAAGUUCUCCGAAUUUGUCACUCGUGUUCUCUCUGGCCGCAAUAAUCAAACAGAAGUGUCUUCAGUCAAGCUUAGUAAUUUUCGCGGAAAGGAUGGCGAUGUGAUUGCCGAACAAAUCAUGAAGUAUGCAUUCUCUCACAAUAUCCAACAACUGGAUGUUGCAUGCUUGCCUCAGAACAUUGUCUUAACAACAUCUACUUGGGAGCUCCCUGUCUUAACAACAUUGUAUCUCGAUGGUGUCACUUUGUGUUGUGAUGAAAAGACUGAUAAGUGCAUUGAUUUUUUCUCCAAGUGUGCAAACUUGAAGAAUCUUACCUUAAAAAGUUGCUAUACGAAGGGAUUUAAGGGUUUAAGUAUUUGUCUUCCUCUACUAUCUAAUCUUACACUUGAAGAUGGUUGUGGUAGUGUGAAGGUUUACAAUAUUGUUGCACCUCAACUCAAGAACCUCAAUAUGAGUGGUGUCGUUACGCAAGACCAUCAGUAUCUGAUUUCUGCGCCCGACCUUGUAUCCUUGCUUUAUAAAGGGUUUUAUGAUUUGUCACUUUCUACAGACGAUUUCCCCUCUUUGGAGAAGGCGGAUAUUUGUGUAUCUUAUCCAAGAGAUGCUCAUCAAGCUCUACGUCUGCUUCAACAACUUCACAAUGUCAAGUCUCUUACACUUAACUUGGAAAUUGUUGAGCUUCUAAAUAAAUCUGUGGAUUUAAUGUCGUAUCAACCUUCUCCGUUUGUUAACUUAAAGAGUUUAAAGAUUCAUCCUGUAAGAGAACUUUCAAAGGUUCGAGAACACAAUAGAGGAAAGAUGUCUGCGGAAGUCAAAAGCUAUUUGCUAGAUAGUUCUACAGGUGCCACCUUAAUAAUGGUGUCGCGUGAGGAUAUUAGAGCUAUUAAAGACACCAAGUUUGCACAAGAAUUUGUUUCAGAGUUAUGGGAGCUGUUAGAGGAGGAGAAAGCUAUAAGAGAGGCCAAAAUGACGAUGCAUGAGCAAGGGAGGCCACAUUUUAGUGAACAUAUCUAUAAGUGUAACAAUAUGUGUUGGGAAUAUACGAGUGUGCAGGUUAAAGAAGGGAAAGAAAAGACUUCUGACAUUAUCUCAAUGUUGCAAAAUAUUAAAGGAUUACUGGCAAAGCUGCCUACAUCAAACCAGGCUACCAUUCAACCAUCUUUUUCUACUUUGUGUGCUGAGGCCGCCAUCGUGACGCAUAAAAUAACAGAAUGCAUAAAGAUGGACUGUGAUGAGAAUCAAAGACGUUUAAAUGUGUGCUUGCAUGAACUUGCUACCACAUUGCAGCCGUCUUCUUAGCAAAGUGCAAGUUCUUGAGUUACCUUGUACUCACUAGUGAUGACUCUAAUCAAAAGGUAAACUUUUGUCGUGAUAACGUUCUUUUGUUCGGAUAUGCUUGUUUUCUACCAAAAAAGAUCUUGACUGCCAACUCUUGGUACCGUAUUGCUCUUAAUUUGGUGUCAUUGCUGCCUCAUUAUUUAUGUUGGUUGCUUUAUCUAAUCGAUGAAAAGUUCGUUUAUCUUUAUUAUUUGAGUUUUUUGUUUAUAUUU